Molecule: messenger RNA, 2106 nt
Organism: Rhineura floridana
Lineage: Eukaryota; Metazoa; Chordata; Lepidosauria; Squamata; Rhineuridae
Gene: SNRNP70
Product: small nuclear ribonucleoprotein U1 subunit 70
Exons: 11
Coding region: 532-1851 (439 amino acids)
Biological process (GO): mRNA splicing, via spliceosome
Cellular component (GO): U1 snRNP; U2-type prespliceosome; precatalytic spliceosome
Molecular function (GO): U1 snRNA binding; mRNA binding
Source: RefSeq, a predicted model, not a curated record
CACCUUUAGCCAAGAAGAGCUGAUAACUACGCACAAGCCACGAAACUGAUAGUGUUCUGCUGGUCGGACUUUCCCCGCCACCCUUUGCUUUACUAUUCUCGAAGGAACUAUUUCCCUUGCCCCUCCCCUCAGCUUCUUCCAACGGUAAAGCUUAUGCGGGGGGAUUUUGCGUAAAACAAAAAAAGAAGAGCCACCGCGAAAGGAUCUAGGCAUGGUGAUUUGGUUCCAUGCCGAGCAUGCGCAGAAGGAGCGCGGAGUAGGCCCAGCCUGAGGAGGCGGCGGGCGCCGGAAAGCGGAGGAAGAGCGCCCACGACCACCACAGUGAAAGAGAGGCUGAGAAAAAGCAUUGAAUCCUGCACUUGCCAUCUGACAUGGUAUAGCCCACUCUAUUUCCCGUUCUACUCACCUGCUCCUGGCAUAGAGCGGGGCCUAAGUUCAUAGUAGUGAGAAAACUCAAACCACGGCUUCCUGGUUCGAAGUGAAAUCUCUUGCAGUGGAAUUCUUUACUUGUCUCCUCAAAAGUUUUUCAAGAUGACGCAAUUCUUGCCCCCAAAUUUGUUGGCACUAUUUGCCCCCCGUGAUCCUAUACCCUACCUACCUCCUCUGGAGAAACUACCCCAUGAAAAGCACCACAAUCAGCCCUACUGUGGUAUUGCCCCCUACAUCCGAGAGUUUGAGGACCCCCGUGAUGCUCCUCCACCUACUCGUGCAGAGACGCGGGAGGAACGAAUGGAACGGAAGAGGCGAGAGAAGAUUGAGCGCCGGCAACAAGAGGUUGAGAGUGAACUGAAGAUGUGGGAUCCUCACAACGAUCCCAAUGCUCAAGGAGAUGCCUUUAAGACCCUAUUUGUGGCCAGAGUUAAUUAUGAUACAACAGAAUCCAAGUUGAGGCGGGAAUUUGAAGUUUAUGGCCCUAUCAAAAGAAUCUACAUGGUGUACAAUAAGCACUCCGGCAAGCCACGUGGCUACGCCUUCAUUGAAUAUGAACAUGAGCGUGACAUGCACUCGGCAUACAAGCACGCCGAUGGGAAAAAAAUUGAUGGCAGGCGGGUGCUGGUAGAUGUAGAGAGAGGCCGCACGGUGAAGGGAUGGCGCCCACGCAGGCUUGGUGGUGGUCUCGGUGGCACCCGGCGAGGCGGUGCUGAUGUCAAUAUCAGACAUUCCGGCCGGGAUGAUACCUCCCGAUAUGAUGAACGGGAUCGCGACCGUGAACGGGAGCGUGAUCGCCGAGACCGCAGCCGAGACCGGGACAAGGAGCGGGAACGCCGUCGCAGCCGAUCCCGAGAGCGCCGACGGCGGACACGGAGCCGAGAGAAAGAUGAACGGAAACGCAGUCGGGAACGCAGCAAGGAUAAAGACCGAGAGCGCAAGCGUCGUAGCCGUUCCAGGGAUCGCAAGCGGGAUCGGGACCGUGACAGAGACAAGAAGGAAGAGCUGCCAGAAGUGGGUGAUGCCCAGCCUGAUGAGGCCACUCUUGGCGAGAUGGGUGUAGAUGGGCUGGAGGUGAAGCCUGAAGGGGGGGAAGAGAAGGGCAGGGACAGGGACCGGGACAGAGACAGGGAUAGAGAGAGGGAUCGGCGACGCAGUCAUCGUGACAAAGACAGAGACAGGGAUCGGGACAGAGAACGUCGUCGUGAUAGGGACAGAGAUAGGGACAGAGAUCGUGAGCACAAGCGUGAGCGGGGUGAGCGGGGAGGGGAGAAACGGGAAGACAGGGGGCAGGACAAUGGCAUGGGAGAGGCCUUGGAAGAAACCAGCCAGGACAUGUUCCUGGACCAGGAAUCCAUGCAGUCGGCUGAUGGCUACUUGUCCACUGAGAAUGGAUACAUGAUGGAGCCUCCACUGGAGUGAUGAAUGGAGACACUUCCUUGCCCCAUUGUGGUCCAACCAGGUGAGGAUCUGCCUCCUAGGCUGCCUAACCAAUGAGGCCCCAUCAGCCAGUUGAUAUAAUUGUUUUUAACUGGUUUUGUUUAGAAGGGUAAGUCUGUUUCAGUUCUGCCUGUCCUACCCCAUUUCUUCUUAAAAUGUAACCUUCCACCGAUUCCUUGUGUAUUUGGAUAUUUUUCUUUAAACAAGAAUAAAGUGGUGUUAAUGUUUUCUUCUCCA